GGGCUGGCCGCGCGUCGGGCGCCAGGCCCGGGGCUGUGGGCACGGUGCCCAGCCCCCGGCGCACGCCGAGCCGCCGCCGCCGCCGCUGCUGCAGUCGGCAUCCAUCAGCGGGCGGGGGUGUCGCGGAACAGGCUGCUCCGCAGAGCCCGCCGCGGCCCCGCGCGCCCGCCCCGCCCCGCGGCCUGCCGGCACCCCCACCCCCCCGCAGGAGCCAACGGGGCGUCCCCCCGCCCAGCCUGCCCGAGAUGGGGACCCCCGGCCUCAGGCGUGCUGGUCACCAUGACAACAGAGACAGGCCCCGAUUCUGAGGUGAAGAAGGCUCAGGAGGAGGCCCCACAGCAGCCUGAGGCCGCUGCCACUGCUGCCGCGACCACCCCUGUGACCCCAGCAGGCCACGGUGGCCACCCAGAGGCCAACUCCAAUGAGAAGCACCCGCCGCAGCAGGACACACGGCCUGCAGAACAGAGCCUAGACAUGGAAGAGAAAGGCUAUGGGGAGGCCGAUGGCCUGUCAGAGAGGACCACGCCCAGCAGAGCCCAGAAGUCACCCCAGAAGAUUGCCAAGAAGUAUAAGAGUGCCAUCUGCCGAGUCACUCUGCUUGAUGCCUCUGAGUACGAGUGUGAGGUGGAGAAACAUGGCCGGGGCCAGGUGCUGUUUGACCUUGUCUGUGAGCACCUCAAUCUUCUGGAGAAGGACUACUUCGGCCUGACUUUCUGUGAUGCUGACAGCCAGAAGAACUGGCUGGACCCCUCCAAGGAAAUCAAGAAGCAGAUCCGGAGCAGCCCCUGGAAUUUUGCCUUCACAGUCAAGUUCUACCCCCCUGACCCUGCCCAGCUGACAGAAGAUAUCACAAGAUACUACCUGUGCCUGCAGCUGCGGGCAGACAUCAUCACGGGCCGGCUGCCCUGUUCCUUCGUCACACAUGCCCUGCUAGGCUCCUAUGCUGUGCAGGCCGAGCUGGGCGACUAUGAUGCUGAGGAGCACAUAGGCAACUAUGUCAGCGAGCUCCGCUUCGCCCCCAACCAGACCCGGGAGCUGGAGGAGAGGAUCAUGGAGCUGCACAAGACGUACAGGGGCAUGACUCCGGGAGAAGCAGAAAUCCACUUCUUAGAGAACGCCAAAAAGCUUUCCAUGUAUGGAGUAGACCUGCACCAUGCCAAGGACUCCGAGGGCAUCGACAUCAUGUUGGGAGUCUGUGCCAAUGGCCUGCUCAUCUACCGGGACCGGCUGAGAAUCAACCGUUUUGCCUGGCCCAAGAUUCUCAAGAUCUCCUAUAAGAGGAGUAACUUUUAUAUCAAGAUCCGCCCUGGGGAGUAUGAGCAGUUUGAGAGCACAAUUGGCUUUAAGCUCCCAAACCACCGGUCAGCCAAAAGACUGUGGAAGGUCUGCAUAGAGCACCACACGUUCUUCCGGCUGGUGUCUCCUGAGCCCCCACCCAAAGGCUUCCUGGUGAUGGGCUCCAAGUUCCGGUAUAGUGGGAGGACCCAGGCCCAGACCCGCCAGGCCAGUGCCCUCAUUGAUCGGCCCGCACCCUUCUUUGAGCGUUCCUCCAGCAAACGGUACACCAUGUCCCGCAGCCUUGAUGGAGCAGAGUUCUCCCGCCCAGCCUCCGUUAGUGAGAACCAUGACACGGGACCUGAUGGUGACAAGCCGGAGGAGGAUGGCGAGUCUGGGGGUAGGAGGUCAGAGGCCGAAGAGGGAGAGGUCAGGACCCCUACCAAGAUCAAGGAGCUAAAGCCGGAGCAGGAAACCACGCCGAGACACAAGCAGGAGUUCUUAGACAAGCCAGAAGAUGUCUUGCUCAAGCACCAGGCCAGCAUCAACGAGCUCAAGAGGACCCUAAAGGAACCCAACAGCAAACUGAUCCACCGGGAUCGAGACUGGGAGCGGGAGCGCAGGCUGCCUUCCUCACCCGCCUCCCCCUCCCCCAAAGGCACCCCUGAAAAAGCCAAUGAGAGAGCAGGGCUAAGGGAGGGCUCAGAGGAGAAAGUCAAACCGCCUCGUCCCAGGGCCCCAGAGAGUGACACGGGAGAUGAGGACCAGGACCAGGAGAGGGACGCAGUGUUCCUGAAGGACAACCACCUGGCCAUUGAGCGCAAGUGCUCCAGCAUCACAGUCAGCUCCACGUCCAGCCUGGAAGCUGAGGUUGACUUCACGGUCAUUGGUGACUACCAUGGCAGCGCCUUCGAAGACUUCUCCCGCAGCCUGCCUGAGCUCGACCGAGACAAAAGCGACUCAGAAACUGAGGGCCUGGUGUUCUCCCGGGAUCUCAGCAAAGGGGGCCCCAGCCAGGAAGACGAGUCUGGGGGCAUCGAAGAUAGUCCAGAUCGAGGGGCUUGCGCCACCCCAGAUAUGCCCCAAUUUGAGCCUGUGAAAACAGAAACCAUGACGGUCAGCAGCCUGGCCAUCAGAAAGAAGAUUGAGCCAGAGGCUGUACUGCAGACCAGAAUCACCACAAUGGACACCACCCAGCAGGUUGAUGGGACUGCCCCAGGGGGAAAGGAAUCCAUAACAACUGCUCCCUCCAUCACCACGGAGACCAUAUCAACCACCAUGGAGAACAGUCUCAAGUCCGGGAAGGGGGCAGCUGCCAUGAUCCCAGGCCCACAGACGGUGGCCACGGAAAUCCGUUCUCUUUCUCCGAUCAUCGGGAAAGAUGUCCUCACCAGCACCUACGGCGCCACCGCGGAAACCCUCUCCACCUCCACCACCACCCAUGUUACCAAAACUGUGAAAGGGGGGUUUUCUGAGACGAGGAUCGAGAAGCGGAUCAUCAUCACUGGGGAUGAAGAUGUUGAUCAAGACCAGGCCCUGGCUUUGGCCAUCAAGGAGGCCAAACUGCAGCAUCCUGACAUGCUGGUAACCAAAGCUGUCGUAUACAGAGAAACAGACCCAUCCCCGGAGGAGAGGGAUAGGAAGCCGCAGGAAUCCUGACCUCUGUGAAGAGAUGCUGGCGUUUCUGGUCCAACCCAAGCCAGAGAACCAUUAAGAAGGGGCCUUCAUUCUGGAUUCUCCGACUCAACACCGAAGUCCCAGCUGUGAUGUACUGUCACCGAAGAGGGACUGGGAAAGGAAAAGCAUAUAUAUAUAGAUAUAUAUAGAUAUAGAUAUAUAUACAGGAAACACCGCGUCCUUGCACUGCUGCUGGGGCUGGCCGUUUGGCCAGCAGCAACAACCAACAUCUGAAUGCCUACAUUUCCUUUGCAGACAAAUUGAAGAAUUGGCGGGAUUUUUCAGGAAAAAAAAAAAAAAUAUAUAUAUAUAUAUAUAAUGACAAUAAUCUCUCACUCCCCCUUUCAAAGCCCUGCGGAACGACAAAAGCAAGCCAGACCACAAUGAUUGUAGGAGUUCCAUACGACCCUGGUUCUGCACGUUACAUCGAGUAGACACGAGCAUUCCAUUUGUCCUAUGGCGUGUCCUGCCCACUCCAAUGCAAAGGAAACACUUUUGCAGCAAAGCAAGAGAAGUCGCAGCAGCAAGACAUGCACCAUCAACCAUUUGCUGAGAAAAGAAAGAAAAUCCCGCACUCGGAAAGGAGGAGGAACACUGGAUUAUUAUUUUUUGGGUCUUGACACUGGGCUGCAAAAUCCACCUUCCUUUCUCCUGACUCCCCUCCCCCUCAACUCACACGUCUUGUUGUCAUUUCUGUCUCGGCUCUCCCCUCUCCCUCCCCCACCCUCUGUAUCCCGGCCCUGCCAAGGGCCGCUGCAGAUGACUCUGGUUUGAAACAAGGAAAAGGAAAGAAAGCAAGAACAGACAACCCAGCCACAGGAAGGAAAGUAGACAUUGUAUGUUUAUGGGUUCUCAUUAUGAAGGUGCAGCUUGUAGGAGAUGUGUAUGGAUGUGCUUUUAAGUUAUGUAUAUUACAUAUAACAGGAAACAAAUAUUAAAAUAAACAGUGCUGGUAAGUAUGAAGCUGACAUUUUAAAAUUAUAAUUAUCCAACUGUGAUUGGUGUAUCCCAAGGUUCUUAGAUCUCACUGAACCAACCCAGCCAAGGAGACCUGGACUCUGGCUGUGGGUUGCUCACAGUAGGAGCUGAUGGUUCAGCGUAGUAAUACAAUGUGUGGUAUUUGUAACUGGUUGAUUGGUGGGGAGGGGUGGGGUCCCCAGACGGAGGGGCAGGGGUUUGGCAAGAAGGAAGAAACACAGAUGUAGUCCAAGAUGCCUCCCCACCCCCCUCGGGCAGUAGCCACCAGGGCCUGGUCUGUGCUCAGGUGUGGGGUCCAGAGUCAGGAUUCUGCUACAGGGGUCCCCUGGCUCAGCCCCCAUACCUCCCUAGGGGGUUUGCUUCGAUUUUCAGUCUUCUCUUUUUUUGGCCACAUGUCUUUUCCCUGACCACAAUGUGACAGCUGACUCCCCUUUCAAAGAGAUGUGACACCCCUGGCCACUGCAGAGGAUGGUGGCUUUAACCUGGCUGUCUGGAGAGCCCAGCUCGCUUUUGUCCUCUACCUCUCCCGCAUUCAUUCUCUUCCUCCUGGGCCAAAGCAGCUGUGGUAAGAGACUGUGAACACAGAGCAGGCCCUGAUAGGUCAAACUUCAUUUCCAAAGGCUUUACCUGCUCCUGAACAAGCUGAGGAUGAAAGGUGGCGUUGCUCAAGAGGCUCCAUCUAUGUAUAAGACUCUGGCUUUGGAAACCUCCCCUUUAGCCAGCAUCUGAGCUCUGAGCCUGUACCCUCAGAGUCCCCGAAAUUGCCUUCAGACCACAGAAGCCCUUGGAGAAUACCCCAUCAAACAAUGGGGCUUUCCCAGGCUUGCUGGGCCGUGAGCUGCUUCCCUGUGCUCAAUGAGUCCCCUUUGGAGGGAAUAUGUCCCCACUGCACUUUAAUUUCUCAGCCCCAUCGUACAUCCCCAGUCCCACCUCUAAAGUCCUCAUUAAAUCCGUUCAACAAUUUAUGAAGUACCUCCUUGUGCCAGGCACUAUUCUUGGACGGAAGGAGAGAAUGUGGGGGAGGGGAGGGACCUGGAAGUCCUCUGAGCCAGCCUUACAUCUUCAGUCAUGGCUUGCCCCUCUGAGAGCAUUUCCACAUUCUCUCCAAUUAUUGGCCAUUGCCCAGGGAUACCCUCACACACACCCAGGGCCCAGGCUUACUUAUCAGUUACCCCCAAUGACAUAUAUGCUUAGUUUGCUAAGCUGGUGCCGACCUGAGACAGGACAAGAAACCAGAACAGUGUUUGCCUCUGGGCAAAAAUGGGACAGAGCAGGUAGUGAAAGCCCUGUACUUAGGGCUCAGAUGGCAGCUUCAGCCACAUCCACCACCACCACUCCUGCCCCCUGAGCAAAACUAGUGGCCCGCUCCAACUCCCCCCGAGUGCCACAGCUUAUUGCCAUGCACCAGGUUCUUUUUACAAUCUUGGUGGAGAAGCCACAGAACCUCCUUUCCCACCCCUCUCAACCUGAGAGCUCCUAUUCUUUCUGGGCCAAGAGCUGGGAUGGUUCCACCCUUCCUGGGCCACCCGGAAUUUGGCUCAGGCACCCCUGUCUCUGCAGGAACCAGGCAUCCCGAGAACACUGGCCACUCCUCAGAGGGAGAAUAUUUGUUCUGGAUUCUACACCUGUUUACAGCACCUGCAUGUGUGGCUUCAGGGCAGGGAUGAAGUGACCAGAUUUAGCUUGUGGGCUGGCCAGGGUUUGCGGAGAUCUCCAUCCCAUGGAUGCCAUGACCUUCCUUCCAUGGAGAGGCAGGCAGUGCCACCAGGGAGGAGGAGAGCUGCAAAGCUGAAAUCUAGGGCACUGUUUCCUCCCCAUCCUCCUCUUCAUAGAGAAUAUAGAUAUUUGUCUUGUCUAUCUUCAACCUACUUUUCUUUUUUUUUUUUUUUCAUUUUCACAUUUCUCAUCCUUUCUGUGCUGCCUUUCCACCCAAGAGACCAUGUAGCAUAGUGGAAAAUGUCCUGGAGGGUAUCCUGGUUCAGCCCCUAAUGCACCAUGUGACAUUGGACUAGUCCCACCUCCCCCUCCCUCUUUGGGUCUCAGUUUCCCCAUUUGUAGGAUGAGCAGGAUAAACCAGAUGCUCUCCAGGGUCUUUUCCCAGUCUGCUGUCCUACAGAUCUUCAUUUUCUCUUGUUUUGCUUUCUUGGGAUCUUUUCCAUUUGAGGGUAUAGGAAGUGCCAGGACCUGUUUCAGUUUUUGAAUCCUGCAAGCACAUUCCAAGACUGGCCUGCAAUUGCAUGAGCAACAUCACUCUAAAUAAUUUUUUUUUCAAAAGCACCUUACCAACCAACUGCGAUGCUGUCCUGUUCCUUUUUACUCACCCCCUACCUCCCCUCUUGUCCCCACGCUCUCCCUCCCACCUCAGUGCUCUGUGCUGUAUGCGUGUGUUCUCUGUUCUUGUAUACUCAAUAAAAGUGAAAUAAAUGUGUUUGAUGCUGAA
Molecule: messenger RNA, 6370 nt
Organism: Nyctereutes procyonoides (raccoon dog)
Lineage: Eukaryota; Metazoa; Chordata; Mammalia; Carnivora; Canidae
Gene: EPB41L1
Product: erythrocyte membrane protein band 4.1 like 1
Exons: 22
Coding region: 280-2934 (884 amino acids)
Biological process (GO): cortical actin cytoskeleton organization
Cellular component (GO): plasma membrane; cytoskeleton
Molecular function (GO): structural molecule activity; actin binding
Source: RefSeq, a predicted model, not a curated record